AUGGCUCUUCCUUCCACUUCCCGUUUGGAAUUCCGACAAGGGGUUUCGUCGUCGGCUUUACCUGCUUCUAAACGGGGACAUUCUCCUCGCCUGGCUAUGUUUCCUAUGGUUAAUUUGCCCUCGCCUUUGCCUGUUUAUGAUGACUUGGGUGAUUCAACUUUCAUCUGUCAAUUUUGUUCCGCCUUUUUCUGGUAUGCUGAAAGGGUUUUGUAUUUAUCAGAAAAGGAUCGUCCCUGUUAUACGCGAUGUUGCAGGUCUGGUGCUGUUAUAUUGCCUUACCCUCUUCUUCCUCCUCCACAAUUAUCUUCUUUGUAUACUUGUGCUUCUUUUAGGCAGAAUAUCAGAGCUUACAAUAGCAUGUUUUCUAUGACAUCUUUUAGGGCUGUGGUUGAUGACGAUAUUAACAGAGGUGGAGGCCCUUAUGUGUUUAAGCAUGAGUUGUCUAAUAGGCUGGCAGCUUUCCAGGACCCUACGAAGCAACCUUUGGAUCCAGGAAUUGUUGAGUUAUUGAUGGCUAUACUUACACUACAUAACGAAUAUGUACGUACCUUUAAAACAGCGAAACAAAUUGCUGAAGAAAGAAAUUUAGAUGAAUAUGUGGUUUGUCUUUUCAAUGAUGUUCCGGACAGACGCUACACUCCUCCCGCACCUGGUACUUUGGGAUGCAUUGUUUUUGGUGACGACUGUGUCAGUAGUAGAUACGAUAUACUUAUACAUUCUAAGGGUGGUCAGGCACAGCGGGUUAGUAACCUCCAUCCAAGUUACAUGCCACUGCAAUACCCUCUGCUUUUCCCGUAUGGUGAGGACGGGUGGUCACCUAGGCCGAAACUUUUCAAUGAAUCGGGUUCCAAAGCUAGAAACUUAACAGUGAACAUGUACUAUAGUUAUCAGAUACACGCACGUUGUAAUAUACACUCUCUUAUACUUAAUUCAUGUAGAUUGUUUCAACAGUUUUUAGUUGAUGCUUAUACAUGUAUCGAACAGUCUCGUCUUGAAUUCUAUCAAAAUAAUCAGGAACAUCUUAGAUCUGAUUUCAUCAGUGGGAUCUAUGAUGCACUUUCUAACGGAGAUACAGAAAGCCGUUCUGUUGGUAGACGUGUGCUUUUGCCCCCUUCUUUUGUCGGUGGCCCCCGAUACAUGUACAACCACUAUCAAGAUGCCCUCUCCAUUUGUAGAGAACAUGGGAAUCCACAAUAUUUUAUCACCUUUACAUGCAAUGUGAAGUGGCCAGAAAUUAGACGAUACAUGUUGCUCCAUAAUCAAAACGAUGUACAUAGUAGAGCCGAUAUCAUUUCACACCUGUACACAAUUGAAUUCCAAAAGCGGGGCUUACCUCAUUGUCAUACGCUGUUGUGGGUUGCUGCAUCACAUAAAAUACAAGAGCCUUCUGACAUUGAUGCAUUUGUUACUGCUGAACUGCCAGAUCCAUCAUCAGAACCAUUAUUAUACCACACCAUUACAACGUGUAUGAUCCAUGGUCCAUGUGGUUUGCUAAAUGUAAAUGCUCCAUGUAUGAAAGAUGACAAAUGUAAGAAAAAAUUUCCAAAACCAUUCCAACACUGUACAACCUUUGACAAAGAGGGUUAUGCACAUUAUAAGAGAGAUUGUGUGGCACACCAUACACUACAGAAUGGGAUCCAGGUAGAUAAUAGAUAUGUUGUCCCAUACAAUAAAAGGUUAUGCAGUCGUUUUGACGCUCAUAUUAAUGUGGAGUACUGUGGUUGGAAUAUGAUGAUAAAAUAUUUGUUCAAAUAUGUUUCCAAAGGAAUGGAGCGGGUGAGGUUUGUUGUUCAGAAAAAUGUGUCGGUUGGUCAACGUACCACCUCUUCACAACACAUUGUCGUCGACGAAAUACGAAAUUUUGUUGACGGUCCUUACCUUUGCCCUCACGAGGCUGCCUGGCGUAUUUUUGAUUUUCCCAUUCAUGAGCGCGAACCAUCAGUCAUGAUACUCCCAGUUCAUCUCCCAGAUAAGCAGACAGUUUACUUCAAAGAAAACACUCUCAUCCAUGAUGUUGUUCAACAUCCAGAUUUCGGUUACAGUCUACUAUUAGGAUGGUUUGAAAAUAAUAAGUGGGAAUCAUUAGGAACAAAUCUCACUUAUGUUGCGUUUCCCACAAAGUAUUGGUGGGAUAAGGAUGCAAAAAUCUGGAAACGAAGAAAACGUAUGACAAGCAGUGCGAUAGGUAGACUUAUAUUUGUGCACCCUUCUGCAGGGGAAUUGUUCUAUCUACGAAUGUUGCUUUGUCAUCAGGUUGGUUGCACAUCCUAUGAGGAUAUCCGUACCGUUUGCAACAAGGUCUAUCCAAAUUUUCGUGUUGCAUGUGAUGCAUUGGGCCUGAUUGGAGAAGAAAAAGAAUGGAUGACCGCAUUUACUGAAGCAUCUGAGUGGGCAACUUCAUUCCAACUAAGAUCACUUUUCUGUCGCUUGCUUCUUCACUGUGACGUUAGCGAUCCUAUGUCCCUGUGGGAAAUUGGAUGGAGAAAAAUGAGUGACGACUCACUGUACAAUAUCAAUUCACAGAAAUUGGGAUCAAAUUUACAUAUAGGUGAUGCUCAUUUACAACAAUUGGUUCUGUUUGAGCUGGAAGGAAUUCUUCAGUCCUCGACUCCUUCGAAAUCGGUCACUGACUUCCAUCUGCCAAAACCAACGGAAGAGACAAUUAGACUACUGCAAAAUCGACUGAUUCUAGAAGAGACAUCAUAUGACACAGACACACUCAAAGUAGACCACCAACGCAUGCUAUCACAAUUAAAUAGUGAACAACUCCGCAUUUAUAAGUUGGUUGUCUCGUCUGAAAAAGACGGACAACAGGUUCUCCUGUUCAUUUACGGACAUGGCGGGACAGGCAAGAGAUUUCUUUGGACUACAUUACUUGCAUACUUCCGCUCUAUUGGGAAGAUCGCACUUGCUGUGGCUGCAUCGGGCAUAGCAUCAUUGUUGCUACCAUCAGGUAGAACUGCUCAUUCCAGAUUUAGUAUACCGAUUGACCUUUCGCAAAAAGUCGCAUGCAACAUUUCAAAGAAAACCCUACUUGCAGAGUUAUUGAAACGUACGUCUAUCAUUAUCUGGGAUGAGGCCCCAAUGAAUGAUAGGCGUUGUUUCGAAUGCCUGGACCGUUCCUUAAGAGAUAUUCUAGAUUGUGAUACUAAGGUGUUUGGUGGAAUGUCCGUACUGUUAGGAGGGGAUUUUCGUCAAACAUUACCUGUUUCCCCAAAAAGUACAAUCUCACAUAUCAUUAGUUUGACUUUACCCAAAUCAUACCUAUGGCCAUGUUUUACAGUUUAUAAGUUAAACCAUAAUAUGCGUCUAAUGAGUACGGGCACCUAUUCAGAAUCAGAGCUAUCUGUAUCAGAAUUUGCAGCAUGGUUACUAAACGUUGGGGAUGGUGUUUUAGGAGAAUCAGAUCCUAUUGAUAAAAAAGACACAAAAUGGAUUGAAAUACCCUCUUCCCUCACUAUACUACCAGGAGAAAAUGCAUUGAAAAAUCUUAUAAAUUUUGUAUAUGGUGACGGGAUUCUUCUCAAUCCUUCUCCAUCUGUAUUGGCAGGUAGGGCGAUUGUAUGUCCAAAGAAUGAUACGGCGAACAUAAUAAACGAGCUCGUCCUAGAACUUACCCCUAAUAAGACAACAUCUUAUAGAAGUGUUGACACAAUAGAAUCUAAUGGAAACCAAUCUUUAGAAUUUAGCACUUUCUAUCCAGUCGAAUACCUGAACGGGCUCACCUUUCCUGCUAUCCCACCCCACAAACUAUCACUGAAAAAUAACACUCCUAUUAUGCUAAUAAGAAAUAUCAACCAAAGAGAAGGUUUAUGCAACGGUACACGCCACAUGUCUGAAAUAUUCACUGCAAUCUCAGAGCUAGGGUAUGCAUCUCCGGGAACAGCACUGCAGGUACGCAUUCUCCGUACAUGGACGCCACAGGUCCGAGGUCAUGAAACCUGGUUUUUAGCGGUCGACAAAUAUGGUGAUGCAAUCCAAAUUCUUGGUCAAAGAAAGGAUCAAGGCUUUGUACAAUCUGCUCUUGCUAUUUCUAAAUGCUACACGUUGACUAAAUAUGGAUGUGGAGAACCAGACGCAUACCAGAAAUGGUUACACAAUCCAAUAUACAUCGCUGUUGGCACCGCGUCAUGUAUUACCUCUAUCCCAGACACAGUUACUAUUCCAACACACUGGUUUAACUUCAUACCAAAAAGCCAAAUACCAGCUUAUAUCAACCAAUACCCAGAUUUCUUAGGAGUUUUCGUUAAACUGGUGGCCUGUAUUAAGAAAAACGAUGAACCUUACCUGCUCCUCAUUCUAAGGAAUGAAUUUGGUGAAGAUAUUGCGAUAAGCUUGUGGAAAGAAUGCACUGACGCACCUUCAAAAUUUAAUCGGAACGCAAUUCAGAAUGCACCUGCUCCUACUGUCAUUGUUGUCACAAACGUCCGAAUCAUGGAUUAUGGUGGUUCAUUAAGAUUAGGAACUAGUAGUGCAACUCACAUAUACGUAAAUCCACCUAUCAAAGAAACAGAUACACUUCUGGACAGCUACAAGAUAAAUGCUGCUUCAAUACCUCUGUUUGGACUUCCAGUGCCACUUACAGAGAUAAAUGAGAAAAAACAUUCAGAUCUCUUGGAAAAAACUUUUACAGCAGAGGCAUCCAUAAUAGAGUACGUUUUUUCAGAUUAUUGGUACCAAGUUUUCUGUCCACAGUGUAAGAUAUCAACACUAAAACAAGGAAAGGACUGGUUCUGUCCAUCACACGGAACGAUCACCUCUCCAACUCCCAUGUACAAGCUUAUGGCAACAAUUACGGACCCAACUUCCUCAAUGACGGUUACCUUAUCUGACAACGCUGGCUAG
Lactuca saligna is the source of this 4845-nucleotide messenger RNA. Lineage: Eukaryota; Viridiplantae; Streptophyta; Magnoliopsida; Asterales; Asteraceae. The record is from the annotation of a GenBank genome assembly.